Molecule: messenger RNA, 3519 nt
Organism: Vigna angularis (adzuki bean)
Lineage: Eukaryota; Viridiplantae; Streptophyta; Magnoliopsida; Fabales; Fabaceae
Product: E3 ubiquitin ligase PQT3-like
Exons: 16
Coding region: 752-3262 (836 amino acids)
Biological process (GO): protein ubiquitination; ubiquitin-dependent protein catabolic process; mRNA processing
Cellular component (GO): nucleus
Molecular function (GO): nucleic acid binding; zinc ion binding; ubiquitin protein ligase activity
Source: RefSeq, a predicted model, not a curated record
AACCAGGCAUUAUUUCUAGGUUUGUUUGUCUGUGAAAUCCCCAAAAUCUCAACCCGCAUCCAAUCCAAAGCACACCACAAUCGCACACCCAUUUCCUUUUCUCUUGCUUCUUUUCCCACUCUCCGCUUCUCACAUCAACCCAACCCUAGCCUCAUCCUGCUCUUCCAAUCGCUCUAAACUUAUCUCCCUCUCUACAAUCGAUCUUCGAUCCGCUUCGCCGUUCUCCCAAAUCGCUGCAGAUUAUCCGCUGUUUCGACCGUCGCAAGGAGGAGGAGGAGGAGUUCUUAGCGAUUCGCACUCGAAGCUUCCGACGGCUCAUCGGAGAGAUUCGGUACGAAUCUCAACGCGCUUUCUUCGACUCGAGAUAUCCACCGAAGGAACGAAUCUUCUUCGUUGGAUUGCACUUUUAUGCCCUAAUUGUUGCUGCGGCUUCGUCGGAUUUCUGAUUUUGGAGGGGUUUGGUUCAUCGGAUUAGGAUUCAUCUGAUUCGCAGUCUCGAUCGUUUGAUAACGAUCUUGUUGCUCUGGUUCCGAACCUUUGGACGGAAUUUUGAUUCUCUGGAUUCCGAGUGCCGUCGAUUUUUGUCACGGACUGAAGAUUUGUCAUCCGGUUGCUCGUGAAGAAUUCUGGAAGUGAAAAUUAAAUCUCCUUGUUGUGGUGGUUCGAUUUGUUCGAUUUUAACCUUAGUAAUCUGCAAGUUGAGAAGAGAAAGAAAAAGAGCUUUGCUAUAUUAUAGAAAGAGAAAUAUACCAUGGCGGUGUAUUAUAAAUUUAAGAGUGCAAGAGAUUAUGAUUCAAUUCCCAUGGACGGUCCUUUCAUCUCUGUUGGUACAUUGAAAGAAAAAAUAUUUGAAUCCAAGCAUUUAGGGAGGGGUACUGAUUUCGACCUUGUGGUCACCAACGCCCAGACCAAUGAAGAAUAUCUUGAUGAAGAAAUGUUGAUUCCUAAAAAUACCUCAGUCUUAAUUCGCCGAGUUCCAGGACGGCCUCGUUUACCAAUUGUUACUGAAAUAGAACAAAAGGUGGAAAGUAAGGUUGUGGAAUCUGAGUCUGGAAACAGAAGCUUACCAGCUGAAGAUGCAUCUGCCAUGAAAUAUCCGGAAGAUUCAGACUGGGAUGAAUUUGGCAAUGAUUUAUAUUCAAUUCCUGAUCAAGUGCCUGUUCAAUCAAGCAACAUAAUUCCAGAGGCUCCGCCACCGAACAAAGCUGAUGAAGACAGUAAGAUUAAAGCCUUUGUUGAUACUCCAGCUCUGGAUUGGCAACGUCAAGGUUCAGACUUUGGUACUGGUAGAGGCUUUGGAAGGGGUUCAGGUGGUCGGAUGGGGGGUGGACGUGGUUUUGGGAUGGAGCGGAAAACACCUCCACAAGGCUAUGUGUGUCACAGAUGCAAGGUGCCAGGCCACUUUAUUCAGCAUUGCCCCACUAAUGGUGACCCAAAUUAUGACAUGAGGAAAGUCAAACAGCCUACUGGUAUUCCAAGAUCCAUGCUAAUGGUAAAUCCACAAGGCUCAUAUGCUUUACCAAAUGGCUCAGUAGCUGUCUUAAAACCAAAUGAGGCUGCUUUUGAGAAAGAAAUAGAAGGGUUGCCAUCAACACGUUCAAUUGGGGACCUACCACCUGAGCUCCACUGUCCCUUGUGUAAUAAUGUUAUGAAAGAUGCUGUACUGACAAGCAAGUGUUGCUUUAAAAGCUUUUGUGACAGAUGUAUUAGGGACUAUAUUAUCUCCAAAUCUGUGUGCGUAUGUGGUGCAACAAACAUUCUUGCUGAUGAUCUCUUACCAAAUAAGACACUAAGAGAUACCAUCAAUAGGAUAUUAGAGUCUGGCAACAGCAGUGCUGAAAAUGCUGGGAGCACUUUUCAAGUUCAAGAUAUGGAGUCUGCUCGAUGUCCACAGCCUAAGAUUCCAUCCCCAACCUCAUCUGCUGCGUCCAAGGGAGAACUAAAGGUUUCACCUGUUAAUGAGAAAACAACAAAUAUAAUUGAAACAACUGAUGAUAAAAAGGCCGUUUCUGCUCCUCAGCAGACCUCAGAGCAAGUUAGGAACAUCAGAGUUGCUGAUGUAGUAUCUGAAGCUACUCAUGAGUCUAUGAGUGUGAAAGAACCAGCCUCACGAGGGAGUACUCAGCAGGUUGAGGAAGAAGUGCAGCAGAAAUUGGUUCCUGCCGAUGCUGGAAAGAAAAAGAAGAAGAAGAAAGUCCGUUUGCCCCCAAAUGAUUUGCAGUGGAAAACUCCGCAUGACUUUGGGGUUGAGAACUACAUGAUGCCAAUGGGCCCACCUCCAGGCUAUAAUUCAUACUGGAAUGGCAUGCAACCAAUGGAUGGAUUCAUGGCGCCAUAUGGGGGUCCAAUGCAAAUGAUGGGCUAUGGUCUUGGCCCCUUGGACAUGCCAUUUGCGGGUGGUAUGCCACAAGACCCAUUUGGCAUGCAAGGUUACAUGAUGCCUGUUGUUCCGCCUCAUAGGGAUCUUGCUGACUUCGGUAUGGGAAUGAAUGUUCCACCCCCAGUUAUGAGUAGAGAGGAGUUUGAGGCCCGUAAAGCAGAUAUGAGGCGGAAGCGCGAAAAUGAGAGACGGGUUGAAAGGGACUUCUCCAAAGAUCGAGACUUUGGUAGGGAAGUGAGCAGUGUUGGAGAUGUUUCUUCAAUGAAAUCAAAAACUAAAUCAAUUCCACCUUCCUCCGGUAGCGAUUACCAUCAUCAUCGUUUCCGUUCGGAGAGACUGUCACCAGAACGGUCUCCGCGGGAGCUCGAACCUCCGCGCCCUGCCAAGAGAAAGUCCGACCACCACUCAGAUCGUGAACGCGAAGAUAGGGAUCGCGACUAUGAGCACGACCGUCAUCACCAUCACCGCCAUCACCGUUCAGAAUCCUCGUCUAGGAGGUCAUCGGAACCAGUGACCAAAGCUCCUUCCAAUGCGGCAUUAGCGGCAGCUGAUCGCAAGCAGAAGGCCAGCGUGUUCUCUCGCAUAAGUUUCCCUGGCGAGGAGGAACCCCCCAAGAAGAGAAAGGUCACCGCUUCUUCGACAGCGGAACCGGCCGCCGCGGCCGCCGCUCCCGGUGCCUCUUCGGCUCACCUCAAGGCAGUGUCGAACGGGUACUACGAAGGAAGGAAAAGCAGCGCCGCUGCGGAUUACGAGUCGAGCGACGAUGAGCGGCAUUUUAAACGGAGACCUUCGAGGUACGAGCCGUCUCCCCCGCCUCAAGCGAUGGAGUGGGAGGACGAAGGAAGACAUCCGAGAGGUUCGAGGGAGCGCAAACACAGGUGACAUUUUUGAUACAGUUGUGCCGGCAACCAUUUGCCUACGACGAAGUAAAGAGACAUUUUUAACUGCUAGCGGUGCUGUGCCCGUGCUCGCUGAGAUUGUUAUCAACUUCUCUCUUCCAAACCUUGAAAUAAGCUUCCUUUUGGAAGGAAUUUAUUUCAUUGUAACUUUGCUUCCCAUCAAUUUUCAAUAAUUUCGCCCUGUAAAAUUAUCACUUUUUAUUCAAAUCUAAUGAAAUGGAUCUCUUCAUUUUGCCACCA